ACAGAGCAAAUAAUGAGGCUAUAAGAAAAGCAGUCGUUCGAGAUCAAGCUGUAUCACACUUGCCAGACAUCUGGAGAACUUUAACGAUGAGCAUAUUAAACAUCGACAAGAAAAAGGCGUUAUUCGAAUGA
Messenger RNA from Funneliformis caledonium, 131 nucleotides. The record is from the annotation of a GenBank genome assembly. Lineage: Eukaryota; Fungi; Glomeromycota; Glomeromycetes; Glomerales; Glomeraceae.